Molecule: messenger RNA, 1047 nt
Organism: Cotesia congregata
Lineage: Eukaryota; Metazoa; Arthropoda; Insecta; Hymenoptera; Braconidae
Source: the annotation of a GenBank genome assembly
AUGAAUAAGAAUCCGAUUUCAGUAUUGCAAGAAUUCUUGCAAAAAAAUUGCUAUCCCUUGCCGAGAUACGAUAUCAUCGCUACGUCUUCGGUAAACUUCACCUACCGAGUAAUGUGUGAAAUCCGGAGUCAUCGUUUUUCGGCUACUGGGCAAUCAAAAAAUAAACAGACAGCGAAAUUUAAUGCUGCUGAAAAUUUGAUCAUCCAAUUGAAAAGUAAAAACUUCAAUAUUUUUUACGAACCAGAAAAUAUUGAAUCUCCGGAGAACAACUCACAUUCCUCAACGCUAAAUGGAGUAAAUUUCAUCGGGAAAUUACAAGAACAAUGCUUGAAGCAUAGGUAUGUCAUGCCGUGUUACAGCGAGGGAGUUUAUUCUCAAGGUCACACCGACUUUAAGAUGACUUGCACCGUGGGUACUUAUUGCGUAGAAGGUACGUCUAACGGCAAGAAAAAACAAGCUAAGUAUGCUUGCGCCAAAAAAAUGAUAGAAGAUUUGGAAAAUAUGUCCGAGACGCAAAAACUUCAAUAUAACAUACGCGACAAUUCAGUCCCAUGUGUCACUAAGUCUAGUAAAGAUGAAAUGAAUACCAAUACCUGCGUUUCAAAAGAAUUAUCAAUAGAUUCUCCGGAAAAAACUAGCCAUGUAAUUAAGAAAGCUUUGACGUUAUUCCCAAAGUUGUCUAAAGCUUAUACAUUAAGUGGUGAUUCGGCGAAAAUAAAAUUGUCAACGUAUCAUACUCAUUUUAAAAGCUCCCUUGAUAAUUCGCAGUUAGCAAAAUUUUUUGAAUUUUAUCAAACUUUAAAUUUACACCAAAUUCAGAAUGACAUAUCAAAGCUAUCAUCAGCAUUGCAUGAAAUAUGUACUAUUUUAAAAAUUAACAAGCAAGAGUCUGUUGUAAAGACUGUAGAUGAUGCCAAUUAUGGUGUCGUUAUUACACUCACAACUAAUCCUGAAUUUUCGGACGUUGCAGUAGCUGAUAACUUUCUUGAGGCGAGGCUUAACGUCCAUUAUCGUAUGAUACGAACUAUUUUCUAUCUGUUAAUAUAA